Mangifera indica (mango) is the source of this 834-nucleotide messenger RNA. RefSeq lists its product as uncharacterized. The record is from RefSeq and is a predicted model, not a curated record. Lineage: Eukaryota; Viridiplantae; Streptophyta; Magnoliopsida; Sapindales; Anacardiaceae. Bases 1 to 834 code for a protein of 277 amino acids. The transcript is spliced from 3 exons.
AUGUUUGAGCUCAUCGCCUCGGCAGAGACAUCUAAGGAAGCCUGGGAUCUUCUAAAGAAAUCAUUUGGAGGUGUAGAAAAGAUGAGAUGGAAUGGUGAAACAAUCCAAGAUGCUCGAGUUAUGGAGAAAAUCCUACAGUCCCUAGUUCCAAAAUACAAAAUGGUGGCAAUAACCAUUAAGGAAUCAAACGAUUUGGAACAUAUGUCAGUGGAGCAGCUCAUGGGUUCUCUUCAAGCAUAUGAAGAAAGAGUGAAAGCAAUAGCGGAAGUUGGCAAAAAGGAAGAAGUCAAAGAAAAGGAAGAGGUCGUGGAAGACAAAAUUAUAGACAAGACAAGGAAGAAGAAGUACAAACUAACAACAAUCAAAGGGGACGUGGCCGAGGACAAAGUAAUGACAGAGACAGAGGUAACAAACUAUCAGAAGUUUGGACAUUAUGCAUCUGAAUGUUGGCACCGAAAGGAAAACAAGGUACAAUUUGUUGAAAAAGAAGAAAAGAUGCAAGAUGAUAUUCUGCUAAUGGCCUGUAGAAGUUCAGAAGCAAGUGAAUCCAGCACCUGGUACUUGGAUACAGGCGCCUCGAACCAUAUUUGUGGAUCUAAAGAGUGUUUUGCUGAACAUGAUGAAAGUUACUCAGGUAAAAUUGCAUUUGGACAUUUAUCCAGAAGACCGGUAAGGGGAAAAGGUUGGAUCAUGCUGGAAUUAAAGAAUGGAGAGCACAAAUAUAUUGGAGGAGUGUAUUUCGUACCAGACAUGAAAAACAACAUCCUAAGUGUGGGGCAAUUACUUGAAAAGGUAUACGAGAUUCAAAUGAAAGAUUCAACGCUUCAAAUGUGA